Molecule: messenger RNA, 396 nt
Organism: Saccoglossus kowalevskii
Lineage: Eukaryota; Metazoa; Hemichordata; Enteropneusta; Harrimaniidae
Source: RefSeq, a predicted model, not a curated record
GCAUCUAAGACUGACCCGUUCAGACGUGGUCAAGACAUCACAAUUGGCGCAUCCGGUUCAUCGGUACGUGUGGUGCGAGCAUAUCGCCGUUAUAAGAACAUUACUGCUCAACAACCAAUGGGCCCAGCAUUUCAAUUUGCUGACGGCUGCUACCUCACACGACAGAAGCUUACCCACAUACUUCAGCAACUGCUUGCGCAAUCGGGACAGCCUAACAUCACACAGUACACCAGCCACAGUUUCCGAAGUGGGGCAGCCACCACGGCAGCCGCUGGGAACAUACCUGACUGGCUUAUUAAAUGUCUUGGAAGGUGGCGCAGUGAUGCCUAUCAAGUGUAUAUACAGACACCAACAACAACACUGGAGCGAAUUCCUGGACUCCUUGUGCACCAAUAA